Triticum aestivum (bread wheat) is the source of this 1647-nucleotide messenger RNA. Its product is annotated as bisdemethoxycurcumin synthase. Gene Ontology annotation, molecular function: acyltransferase activity, transferring groups other than amino-acyl groups. The record is from RefSeq and is a predicted model, not a curated record. The transcript has 3 exons. Lineage: Eukaryota; Viridiplantae; Streptophyta; Magnoliopsida; Poales; Poaceae. Bases 180 to 1364 code for a protein of 394 amino acids. Gene Ontology annotation, biological process: polyketide biosynthetic process.
CCUCCUCCAUCCCUCGCAUCUCUCGACACACACAACCAUUGUUCGGUCUUCUACCUCAUUUCCUUUCGCCUCCAUUCCAGUGAAUACUCGACCGGUAUCCUCAACUUGGAAAGCGUGCACACAAGCAGGGAAGUAAGUCAGGUACAAGUGGAAGUGGGCGGCAGCUCCGAUCGGACACCAUGGCCAACGCUCGCGAGAUCCGGCGCUUGCAACGUGCUGAUGGACCCGCCGCCGUGCUGGCCAUCGGCACGGCGAACCCGCAGCACCGCUUGUCCCAGGACGAGUACCCCGAGUACUACUUCCGUGUCACCAACAGCGAGCACCUCGCGGAGCAGCAGAAACCCAUACUCAACAUGAUAUGCAGGCUAACGGGCAACGAGUGGCGUUUCGUUCACAACACGGACAAGAUGAUGAGCGCCCAUCCCGAGUUCAUCGACCGCGCAACGCCAUCCCUCGAGCAACGCCUCGCCAUCGUUGCCGUCGUUGCUCCGGAGCUCCUUGCGGCAGCCGCGACCAAGGCCAUCGCCAGCUGGGGGCGCCCGGCCACCGACAUCACCCACCUCGUCGUCGUUACCAACUCUGGAGCCGGAAGCCCGAGCGCGGACGUCCCCUUGGCCACCCUUCUGGGCCUCCGCCACAACGUCUGCCGCACGGUUCUCCAGCUCAACGGCUGCUUCGCCGGUUGCGCUGCCUUGCGCCUGGCAAAGGACCUUGCCGAGAACAACCGCGGCGCGCGCGUCCUCGUCGCCUGCGUCGAGCUCAUGAGCGUCGCCGGCUUCCGUGGCCCCACCGAAGGGGAGGACUGGGUGAACAACCUCAUCAGGAACACGGUGUUCGGUGACGGGGCGGGCGCGGUGAUCGUCGGUGCCGAUGCCGUGGAGCCUGUCGAGCGCCCGCUCUUCGAGAUGGUGUCUGCGUCGCAGACCGUGGUACCGGACACCUUGCAAGUGGUGACGGCGGAGCUCAAGACAUGCGGCCUUGAUGGGAAUGUUUCCACCAAACUGCCAAACCUGGUGGCCGACAACAUUAAACAGUGUCUACUUGAUGUCUUCAGUCCGCUUGGCAUCGAGGUCAAAUGGAAUGACCUCUUCUGGGCGGUGCACCCGGGUGCCAUGGCGAUCUUGGACAAGAUUGAGAGGGUUCUCCUGCUGGAGCCCGGGAAGCUGAUGGCCAGCCGGACCGUUGCGCGAGAAUAUGGGAACAUGCUUAGCGCCACCAUCAUCUUCGUGCUCGACGAGCAACGCCGCCGAAUGGAGGAGGAAGGAGAGUGGGCUGAGUGGGGGGCCAUGGUGGGGUUUGGACCGGGUUUUACCAUGGAGACCAUGGUGCUUCAGGCUACCAGCAACCUCAAGAAAAUUAAUUAGCACUUCGCUGUGCGCUACUACAAGGCUACCAGCAUUCAUGUUAUCCGUAUCUACCUAUCUAUCGUUCAAAUUUGGUGAGGCGUUCCAGAAACGACUACUAUCUGUCGAAACAAAGUGAAGCUGGUGGAGAUUAAAAAAUCCUGGCAAAAAAAGAAGAAGAUGGAGCGCCUGUGAACGAAGAAGAAGUUCCUUCCUUUUGGCUUAUUGCUGUUCUUGCUCUUGCAGCUCCUGUUUACCUAUCUAUCUUCACUGGUUGGUCUGUAAUAAUAGCUAUCUUUAUGUA